UCAACGCUCAGUUAGCGGGGCUAAAAGCAGAAACAUCAUAAGUGUGAUCAUUCGUAAAAUAUUCAAAGUUACCAACAAAAUAAAGCGCAAAAUAAAAAGCAACUGUUUACGGUAACACUGAAACAGUUCAAAUAGUGUUUCGCAUGUCAAAACAAGUGUCAGUUACAAAUCCUCACAAUAAGAUCGAAAGUAUUAGGAGGCGCAUUGAUAAAUUACAAAUAAAUAUAUAAAAACUUAAAACAAGUGCACAAAAGGUGUAAACGAAAACGAAAAUAACCAAAAAAAAAUACUUAGUGUUUAUGGCAAAUAAUGCUUAAAUUAUAAAACGAUCAAUAGAAUAAAUUUAUCAAAAAUGAAAUUACUAGUUUUUACAUGUGCAGUAACUGCACUUUUACUAUGCUCCGCACCAGUGCAAGCUGCUGAGAUGAAGGAAGAUGUCAUGGUGGAACAAACCACUGAAUCACCUAUCGCCGAUAUGGCUUUGGUGGACACCAUGAAGGCUGAUACUGUUAUGGCUGCUAGCGAAAAGAACAGCGAAAAGGAAGCUGUUCAAAAGCUUCCAGCUGAAACCCAACCACAAACCAUUGCUGAUUUUAUAAUCCAUCCUCUUAUUGCUUUAAAGCCUCGUUUACCUGAAACUGAAAGUGGCAAACAAGCUAGUACUGCCACUACUACUCCCUCACCUUGGCAAUUGUUUGGUUUCAAUGCCGGUCAAGGUCUUGGAUCCUCUGUAUCCAAUUUGGCAGGUUCCGUAACUGGUUGGUUGGGUAAUCGUAUCCAAUUGCCCGGUUUGUUAGAAACACCUGUUACUGAAACCACCACUACAAGCACCUCCACAACUACUACUCCCAAACCCGAUGUAGUUGUUAGAGUAAAGCAACGCGCAUCAACCAGAAAACCCUUGAUUUCCAUAAACAACGACGAUGAUCGUCCAUUCCGCAGAAAGAGGCCUAACCGCUUCAAUGGCAACAAUGUUGAUUAUUCUGAAGAAGAAGACGAUUCUGAAGAAGAUGAUGAUGAAGACUUCAACAGAAAUCGCAAAAGAUACCACAACGAUGACGAAGAUGAUGAAGAUGAUGACUCCAGUCAUGAAAACGAUCAAGAAGAUGAUGAAGACGAAGAUGACGAAGAAGACAAUGGCAAUAACCAAGAUGACGAAGAUGAGGAGGAAGAAGACGAAAGACCUGUUAAACAACAAAAUAAAAAUCGUAGAAGACGCCCCAAACCCUUAAACCACAACAGCAACAAAAGGAGAAAUUCCAACAAUAACCAAAGAAGACGCAAUAGCAAUGCUCAACGCAAACGUCAACAACAAAAGCAACAGGAAGAAAGUGCCGAAGUUGAGCAAUACGAAGAUGAUGAUGAAGAUGGUAACAACGAUCAGGACUUCUACUACAACAAAAACCAAGGCUCCAAGCGUUCCCAAAGCGAACAAAAUUUCAUCCAACGCGGACAACAAAGUUUGUUAAAUCAAAUCAGACAAUUUACCCGCGGACAAACCCCAGCUGAGGUAAGCAAUACCUUGCGCAAAUCUCCCACCAAAAAACGCCGUCAACAAGCUACCUUAAUAAUUAACCGUAAUGGCCAGACCAUUUAUGUAGCUCCUGAACUUUUGCAAGCCACUGAUGCCUCUAGCAACAAAGUUAGUGCCACUAAAACUAAACGUCCCACUUCACAAUAUCCCCAACCUCCUUUGACUGUACCAUACAGAAGAAAAGGACAACCCACCCAAUACAUUACCAUACCCUGGUCCCAAUUGGGUAUCUCCCCUCCCGAUCAAAUUGUCUCCCUAACUGAAGGCAUUCAAUCACAACCUUUGAUCUUGAACAUACCCCAAAGUGCCAUUGAUAAUAUGCAAAGCGUUAAUCCUAACAAAAAACAAAGCAUUACUGCUGAAGCUGUACCUUUGUUAGCUGAAGCUUCUAUUAUGGACAUUUUCAAGCCCCCUCGUAUACCGCCAGCACGCACUCCCACCACCAAAAAGGUUGCAUUAUCGAAUACUCCCGUUGUUAUUGCCACAAAACCUAAAGGUGGACCUACACGCAUUCGCCCUGCCACCCUCGUAGAAAAAGCCCCUGCUGACGACAGCAUGGAUGAUAAGAAAACUUCCAGUGAAAGUAUGGACAAUGAACCCGAAACAGCUCAGUUUAUUGUGAUCGGUGAUGAAUCCGGUGAAACUGAAUUAAGUCGUAGUGCAUAUAGACAAAUCUUGGACUAUUUCAAUCAUCACCGUGUAGGUCGUCAACUUAACGGUGAAGAAGUAGCUGCUAUGGAAGAAAUGGCUGGCAUGGAAGCUCCCAAAUCUGUCGAAGAUAUGGCUGCUAUGGAAACUCCCAUGGAAGUUCCCAAAGCCAUGGACAAAGAAGUAGCUCCAAUGGAUGCUCCCAAAGUUGUAGAAGAUAUGACUGUUAUGGAAACUCCCAUGGAAGCUCCUAAAGCUAUUGAAGAAGUAGCUUCCAAAAUUGAAGAACAAUUCAUACCUGUCCAAGUCAUUUCUGCCGAAGAAGAGCCAGCUAAAGUAGAAGCUACAGUUGAGGAAAAAUUGGAAACUGUUACCGAAUCUUCCGUUAUGGAUGCCCCCAAAGAAGUUACAGAAAAAGUAGAAGCUGCUGUUGAGGAUAAAAUGGAAACUGUUAAGGAAUCUGUUGAAGAAGCCAAAGUUGAAAUGGCUGAAACUAUGAUGGAAUAAAAUGUUUAUGCCGUCGCCGAA
This is a messenger RNA of Lucilia cuprina (Australian sheep blowfly), 2710 nucleotides long. Its product is annotated as probable serine/threonine-protein kinase kinX. Lineage: Eukaryota; Metazoa; Arthropoda; Insecta; Diptera; Calliphoridae. The record is from RefSeq and is a predicted model, not a curated record. The transcript is spliced from 2 exons. Bases 353 to 2689 code for a protein of 778 amino acids.